Molecule: messenger RNA, 1338 nt
Organism: Rotaria sp. Silwood2
Lineage: Eukaryota; Metazoa; Rotifera; Eurotatoria; Philodinida; Philodinidae
Source: the annotation of a GenBank genome assembly
AUGCGACCACCAGGUAGUGGUUUACUCUAUUCCAUGCAUAAACAUACAGCAUCUGUUGUCGAUCUUGAUUUUACCGAUGAUCAACUGACAGCUAUUUCUUUAUCAGAUCGAAUUGUUGUGAUUAAUAUGACAACUGGAAAUACAGUAUUAGAUAUUAAUUUACCUAAUUUAAAUGAAUCAUAUUUAAAUUCAACAACAUUACCGAAACUCUAUCAUUCGGAAAAAGAAAAUAACAAAUCUACAAAUUCAACUAAUGGAAAUAAUCAAUUUCAACAAAUGCAUUUUUUAGUCAAUUCAUUUCAUCAUAUUUAUCUUGUUUCAGCUCAUUAUGAUAUUAAAUUUGAGCGAAUAUCAAAAAUUGGCUUUCGAAUUGUUGAAUUUAUUGAUAUUAAACGUGGUCUUUGUAUUAUUGCAGAAAUUGAUAGUUACUAUAUUGAAUGUUGGGAUGUUGUACGAAAUCGUCUAUUUAGUCGAAUUGAAUUGUCAUCUUCGUCCAAAAUUAAAAAUAUUCUUUAUAUAAAUAGUUAUUCAAUGAUCAUUAUUGUUUGUCAAAAUGGAAAAAUGCAUUUCUAUUCAAUAAAAGAUUGGAGAAAAUCAUCUUUUUCUCAUUGUGCUUCAAUUCAAGCUAGUCAACAUUUGAAUUUAGUUGCUGUCGAUGGACGUUUCUUAAUUUGUACAUUUGAUAGAAACAUUCCCAGUGACUUUGCUAUUAUUGAUUUAAAAUCAAUUCAUCAAACUGAACAAACGUUAAUCGAUAAUCAAAUUAUCAAAAUAUGGGUCGCUUUUGAUGCUCCUAUUACACCUAAACCAAUAAAACAUCUCGUAUUACCAAACAAGGAAAUGAUGCAAUUCAAUAAGAAAACUUCUAAUUCAUUACUUUUCACAGCUAUAACAAAUGAUGGUUUAUAUAUUGUUCAUUAUUGUAUAGCAGAAACUUUAUCAUAUGUACGUAUCGAUGGUCAUUAUGAUCUUGUUUCAAUGCAUGCCAAAAAUCGACAUAUUGUAUAUUCAGCUAGUCAAGGUAUUAGUGAUAUACAUAAAUGGAAAUGUGUUGUAAAUGAAGAUGAUGGCAAUGUCAAAAAUGAUGCGUUUCAUAAGUAUCAAUUAUAUGUGUCCAUCGAUAUUAGUUCAUCAUCUGUCACUACGAUCAAACCGUCAGCUGAAAAUCCAUUGCAAUUUUUAUGUUCGAUGGAAAAUGGAGUCAUUCAUGCAUAUCAUGCUGGUCAAGCACGUCGAGCUUAUAAGAAAAUACCAACAUUUCCACGUACAAUCGAACCUAUCGAUACUGCUGAAUUGUUCAAUACAAUAGCAGUUACACUUGAUACAAACAAACGAUAA